Messenger RNA from Polistes canadensis, 997 nucleotides. Its product is annotated as 60S ribosomal protein L6-like. Gene Ontology annotation, molecular function: RNA binding; structural constituent of ribosome. The record is from RefSeq and is a predicted model, not a curated record. Gene Ontology annotation, biological process: ribosomal large subunit assembly; cytoplasmic translation. The transcript has 4 exons. Gene Ontology annotation, cellular component: ribosome; cytosolic large ribosomal subunit. Lineage: Eukaryota; Metazoa; Arthropoda; Insecta; Hymenoptera; Vespidae. The coding region runs from base 90 to 902 and encodes 270 amino acids.
AGAUGGAGUCGUGUCGUAACCUCUUUUAAUCAUUGGAUUAUAUCUAAGCAAACGGUCGAAAAAUAUUCAAGAAGUAUUAUAAUUAUAAAAUGUCGGAUACAAAAACAGAAUCGCCGGAAAAAGCUGUGCCUGCAGCUGAUUUGGUUAAAAAAGAAGAAAAAAAGAAAUCUGGAAAGCCUAGAAAUUAUGAUCUAGGAAAUGGUGUAUACAGAUUUAGUCGGUCACGCAUGUAUCACAAAAAAGCCAUUUACAAGUUUAUUGAUAAAAAAACACCUAAAGUUGCGAAAGCUAAAAGACCAUUGACCGUUGAAAAAGAAAUAGGUGGUGAUAAAAAUGGAGAAAAGCGGGUUGUCCUGUUGAAAAAGAGAAGGGCUUAUUAUCCUACAGCGGAUCCUAUCACUAAAAAACACGCUAAGAAAUAUUUCCGUGAACAUCAUAGAUAUUUAAGACCUUCUUUAGUUCCAGGAACUAUUUGCAUUUUGUUAGCUGGCUCGCACAAAGGAAAACGUGUUGUAUUCUUAAAACAGCUUAAAAGCGGGUUACUCUUAGUUACAGGUCCAUUCCUCAUUAACGGUUGCCCAAUGCGUAGAAUAAAUCAGAACUAUGUCAUAGCAACUUCUACACGCAUUAAUCUUACCGGAUUCAAAUUGCCUGAACAUAUAAAUGAUGAAUAUUUCAAAAGGAAACGUGACAAACGUGCAAAGAAAGAAGAGGGUGAUAUUUUCAGUAAAAAGACCGAGGAAUACAAGCCCAACGAUCAAAGGAAAAAUGAUCAGAAAGUUGUAGACAAAGUUAUUAUUGACAAAAUUAAACAAAAUCAAAACAAAAAAUUAUUGUUUACCUAUUUGUCAGCUAUGUUUGGUUUGCGAAGCAGUCAAUACCCGCAUAGAUUAAAAUUCUAAUACGUAGGUAUAAUUAAUGUUUCUAUAUAUGAACUUAUAACUUGUAUGCGAUUUCUUGAAGAAUAAUAAAAAAUAUUACUUGUCUAUGAAACGAA